CUAUCAGUCAGUGACCUACAGAAAGACUUUGAUUGGCACCAGCAAAUGUCUAGAAAUUCCUGGAUAUUUAUUUUUAAAUAUUCUAAACCAUGGGUGGUGACUGCACAGCAAAAACAGAUUAGGUGUUGAAAAUCUAAAAACUGAAACUUCGCAUGAAUAGAUUCCGCAUAUCAACGUAAAGUGCGCCGUAUUUGAAUCUACCUGCCACUGAUGUCUGUGGUCAUCUCAACACUCUUAGUUUUGUUGGGUAGUUUCUGCCCAUGUUUAGGUAGUAAAAACAGACCAAGAGAUUCGGAUGAAAUUCUGUAUUUACCAGGAGCUUGGCCACAACCGAGUUUCAAGCAGUACUCUGGAUAUCUUCGUGGGUCAUCUGAUAAGAUCCAUAUUCAUUACUGGCUUGUCGAAGCUACUUCGUCACCGAAGUCAGCUCCCUUAAUUGUGUGGUUGAACGGCGGACCAGGAUGCUCUUCUUUGGAAGGUUUACUUACUGAGAAUGGUCCUUACCUCCUCCAGGAAGGACCUCGUCUCGUGGAAAAUCCAUACUCCUGGAAUAAAGUUGCUAAUGUUUUAUACCUAGAGGCACCGGCUGGUGUAGGAUUCUCUUAUUCUUCUGAUCCUUCUCAAGUAUGGGAUGAUGAUCGAACUGCUUCAGACAAUUAUCAUGCAUUGCUUCAUUUCCUGGAAAAAUUCCCUGAAUAUGAAGGACGUCGUCUAUUUGUUACUGGUGAAAGUUAUGCCGGUGUUUAUGUGCCAACAUUAGGUCUACUUCUUUUGAAUUCAACAAGAUUCGACUUUAAGGCCAUUGCUGUCGGGAAUGGAUUGACAAAUUACCGAUUCAAUGAUAAUUCUCUUUUGUAUUUUAUCAAUUAUCAUGGUUUGAUUGAUGAAACUUCAUGGAAUGAUCUAAUUAAUAAAUGCUGCAAAGAUAAAUGUUCAACCGUUUGUAUGUUCACCGAUAGUGAAUCACUCGAAUGUCAACGGAUUGUUAUUCAACUAUAUGAAACUGCUGUGAAGGGAUUAAAUGUAUAUAAUUUAUAUUCUGAAUGUGCUGGUGGUGUUCAAAUAUCAUCUUUCAAUCAAAAUCGUCCAUCAAUGUCUAUCACUGAAUUGUCUUCCAUUUUGACAUCGUCUAAACAAUUUAUUCAUCAUGAUUUCGGUAAUCUGUUUCGUGAUAAUGUUUAUAUGAAAUAUCGCCGUUAUGCUAAUUCUUUACUACGUCAUAAUCGAACUACUCGUUUAACUAUACCAUGUGAAAACAGUACAUUAAUUUAUAGUUAUUUAAAUUCACCAAUAGUACGUCGAUUUAUCAAUGUCAGACUUGAUUUACCAAAAGAAUGGGAUGUUUGCAGUGAAACAGUUAAUACCAAUUAUGUUCGAAUUUAUGGUGAUCUUACAGAGCAGUAUAUGCAGUUACUGAAAUCUGAGAUUUUUGUUUUAAUAUACAAUGGUGACAUUGAUAUGGCAUGUAAUUAUUUUGGCGAUGAAUGGUUUGUGGAUAAUUUAAAUCUGACGAUCAUAUCUCCCCGUUCACCUUGGUUAUAUGUUGAAAAAGAUGGUACCAAACAGAUCGGCGGAUAUUGGAAAUUGUUAUCAGCCAAUGUAUCGACUUUGGUGUAUACGACUGUUCGAGGUGCAGGACAUAUGGUGCCACGAGAUAAACCUGCUGCAACAUUUCACAUGAUUAGUAGGCUCAUUCACUUCGAACCUUUUUAAUAUGUAAAGGAUUCUAAUAGGAAACUUGAACAGCCGACUAUCUCCCUACUUAUAUUUUUGAUUCUGAUUAUUUUGUCAUAAGACACUACUGUUUUUUGCUCCUUACCAUUGUGGUAUUUGUAGUUCUAGAAAAAUUGAUGAAAAUUGUCAUGCUUUGUAUUUUAAUGCCCAAAUCUUGAAAUAUUGUACCACUUUGAUUUUAUCUGUCUGUUUUAUAUCGUCAAAUUCGAACUUAGCUACGAGACUGAAUUAUUGAGUUCUGUUUAUCUAUAUUUCUUGAUGUGUGUUUGAUUUCCACCUUACCAAUUUAAUAAUAGGUUUUUGAUAAACGUCGGGUCGCGAAACCGUUUGUCUGAACGACUGUUUAUUAUUUUCGGUGUCAUAUUGAGUGAUGUAGUAUUCAGAAUGAUGACUACAGGCCUAGAACUUAUUUCACGUCCAAUGAUUUGCAAUGGGACGAUGCCCAUACCCCAUAUAAAUAUAAUCCUGUUACGUCA
Messenger RNA from Schistosoma rodhaini, 2210 nucleotides. Lineage: Eukaryota; Metazoa; Platyhelminthes; Trematoda; Strigeidida; Schistosomatidae. The record is from the annotation of a GenBank genome assembly.